Messenger RNA from Penicillium lagena, 351 nucleotides. RefSeq lists its product as uncharacterized. Lineage: Eukaryota; Fungi; Ascomycota; Eurotiomycetes; Eurotiales; Aspergillaceae. The record is from RefSeq and is a predicted model, not a curated record. The transcript has a single exon. The coding region runs from base 1 to 351 and encodes 116 amino acids.
AUGGCUCUCGGGUACCUUGCUCCAUCUGGGUGCAGUAGAGCUGCCCAGCGUUUGAUCAAUGAUUACCCAAGUCGAGUUGAUAUUGAUGACGUGCCAAAGAGUUCAGAAUGUUCCCAGUUCGGAAUGAAUGAGCCGGUGCAGACGGAGCAGGAUGAUCUAGUUCCACUGAGGAAGCGGCUUUCAAAUGUCCACUGUAAUUCGGCAGGAUCUCUCUGGGGUUGGAUUCUGUCGGGUAAAGAGGAUCCUCGGAACUGGUGUGUUAGAUUCGUCCACUUUAAUGCCUUAUUCCCGAGGCCUUCGAAGCUGAAUCAGCGCCGGCACUUAUUUUCGAUAAACAGAAUCUCCAAUUAG